Messenger RNA from Aethalodelphis obliquidens (Pacific white-sided dolphin), 4963 nucleotides. RefSeq names its product MORC family CW-type zinc finger 3 (gene MORC3). The transcript is spliced from 17 exons. NCBI's taxonomy places the organism in Eukaryota, Metazoa, Chordata, Mammalia, Artiodactyla, Delphinidae. The coding region runs from base 67 to 2886 and encodes 939 amino acids. Gene Ontology annotation, molecular function: ATP hydrolysis activity; zinc ion binding. Gene Ontology annotation, cellular component: nucleus; PML body. The record is from RefSeq and is a predicted model, not a curated record.
UUGUCGCCCGCCGCCUCCCAGUCGGAUUGCGGCCGAGGCCGGUCCUGGCUUUGUAACUUGCUCAAGAUGGCGGCGCAGCCACCCAGCGGGAUCCGCCUCAGCGCGCUUUGCCCGAAGUUUUUACAUACAAAUUCUACUAGUCACACUUGGCCAUUUAGUGCGGUUGCUGAAUUAAUAGAUAAUGCUUACGAUCCUGAUGUGAAUGCUAAACAGAUAUGGAUUGACAAAACAGUGAUAAAUGACCAUAUAUGCCUGACAUUCACUGAUAAUGGGAAUGGUAUGACUUCAGACAAAUUACAUAAAAUGCUGAGCUUUGGCUUCAGUGACAAAGUCACCAUGAAUGGUCACGUCCCAGUUGGAUUGUAUGGGAAUGGCUUCAAGUCAGGUUCUAUGCGUUUGGGUAAAGAUGCAAUGGUUUUUACCAAAAAUGGAGAAAGCAUGAGCGUGGGCUUCUUGUCUCAGACCUACUUGGAAGUCAUAAAAGCAGAACAUGUUGUUGUCCCAAUAGUGGCAUUCAACAAAGACCGACAGAUAAUUAAUUUAACAGAAUCGAAAGCGAGUCUUGCUGCAAUUCUGGAACAUUCUCUGUUUUCUACGGAACAGAAAUUACUGGCAGAGCUUGAUGCUGUCAUCGGUAAGAAGGGGACAAGGAUCAUCAUUUGGAAUCUCAGAAGCUACAAAAGUGCAACAGAGUUUGAUUUUGAUAAGGAUAAAUAUGACAUUAGAAUUCCAGAAGAUUUAGAUGAGACAGCAGGGAAGAAAGGGUACAAGAAGCAAGAAAGGAUGGACCAAAUUGCCCCUGAGAGUGACUAUUCUCUGAGGGCUUACUGCAGUAUAUUAUAUCUAAAGCCACGAAUGCAGAUCAUCUUGCGUGGGCAGAAAGUGAAGACACAGCUAGUUUCGAAGAGUCUUGCCUACAUUGAACGUGAUAUUUAUCGACCCAAAUUUUUAACUAAUAAAACUGUGAGAAUUACUUUUGGAUUCAACUGCAGAAAUAAAGAUCAUUAUGGGAUAAUGAUGUAUCACAGAAAUAGACUCAUCAAAGCUUAUGAAAAAGUUGGAUGUCAGUUAAGGGCAAACAACAUGGGUGUUGGAGUAGUGGGGAUUAUAGACUGUUAUUUCCUAAAGCCGACUCAUAAUAAACAAGAUUUCGAUUAUACUAACGAAUACAGGCUUACAAUAACAGCACUAGGAGAUAAGCUCAAUGAUUACUGGAAUGAAAUGAAAGUGAAGAAAAAUGCAGAAUAUCCUCUGACUUUGCUGGUUGAAGAUAUACAGAAACGUCCUGAUCAGACAUGGGUUCAAUGUGAUUCCUGUCUAAAGUGGCGAAAAUUACCAGAUGGGAUAGAUGAACUUCCAGAAAAAUGGUAUUGCUCCAAUAACCCUGACCCACAGUUCAGAAAUUGUGAUGUUCCAGAAGAGCCUGAAGAUGAAGAUUUGGUGCAUCCCACUUAUGAAAAAACCUACAAAAAGAAAGACAAGGAAAAAUUCAGGAUCAGACAACCGGAAGCAAUCCCUCGGAUUCCUGCUGAACUCUUGUUUCCAACAACUCCUGUGUCAAGUCAAAGCUUUCCUCCCAUUAAGGAAAAUGUUCCAAGAGCACAUCUUUCAGAAGCGGCAAAUACUUAUGCAACGAGACUUAUAAAUAAUCAUCGAGGUUCACCCCAGUCUGAACCUGAGAAUAACAGCCUGAAACGGAGACUCUCUACUCGUUCCUCAAUUUUGAAUGCAAAGAAUCGGAGAUUGAGUAAUCCAGCAUUUGAAAAUUCUUAUAAAGAUGAUGAUGAUGAUGAAGAUGUCAUCAUCUUAGAAGAAAACAGUACUCCCAAGCCUGCAGUAGACGAUGAUAUUGAAGUGAAAUUGCAACCGAGUCACAUGGAGCAGAGCGGUGUUCAGGUGGAGCCUGUGGGUGAUAAUGAACCGUGUGGCCAGACUAGUUCAACAGGCACCUCAUCAUCCAGGUGCAAUCAGGGAACCACUGCAGCCACCCAGACUGAAGUACCAAGUUUAGUCGUUAAAAAGGAAGAAACUAUUGAAGAUGAGAUAGAUGUAAGAAAUGACACAGCCAUACUGCCAUCCUGUGUGGAAACUGAAGGAAAGAUACGUGAAACCCAGGAAAUCUUUGAUAAAUCUGCUGGUGAUGCUGGUUGCCAAUUAAAUGAACUAAGAAAUGAGCUGCUUCUUGUCACCCAAGAAAAAGAAAAUUAUAAAAGACAGUGCCACGUAUUUACUGACCAAAUCAAAGUGUUACAGCAGAGGAUACUGGAAAUGAAUGACAAAUACGUGAAGAAGGAAACUUGCCAUCAGUCUACUGAAACUGAUGCUGUAUGUUUACUUGAAAGUAUUAAUGGUAAAUCUGAAAGUCCAGACCAUAUGGUGUCUCAGUAUCGGCAAGCUUUGGAAGAAAUAGAAAGGCUGAAAAAACAGUGUAGUGCUUUGCAACAUGUAAAGGCUGAAUGCAGUCAGUGUUCCAAUAGCGAGAGUAAAAGUGAAGUGGACGAGAUGGUUGUGCAGCUUGACGAUGUAUUUAGACAGCUGGACAAAUGCAGUAUCGAGAGGGACCAGUAUAAAAGUGAGGUUGAAUUAUUGGAAAUGGAAAAAUCACAAAUCCGUUUGCAGUGUGAAGAACUGAAAACUGAAAUCGAACAAUUAAAAUCUACAAGUCGGCAAAUUGGAGAUGUGUCAACGUCAAGUAACAUCGAGGAGUCUGUAAAUUAUACUGAUGGGGAAAGCCUCAAACUUCGAUCUCUUCGAGUUAACGUAGGACAGCUCCUGGCCAUGAUUGUACCUGAUCUCGAUCUUCAGCAAGUGAAUUAUGAUGUCGAUGUAGUUGAUGAGAUCUUAGGACAAGUUGUCGAGCAAAUGAGUGAAAUCAGUAGUACUUAAAGUGUAUUUUAUGUGAGAUACUAAAAAAUAUUUGCUCCGUCUUUCUGGUUGUAUAGCUUUCAAAAUUUAAGCAACUUUGUUAUAGAUAUGAUACGUAACAGACUGAAGAACCAUAAUCUUUUCUGUAUUCUAUGCAUUCAAGUGUGGACACAAAUAUUGUGGACACACUAUCACACCUUUUGAAAUGCCUGUGAAUCAUUGGUAUUGAGCAGCUACAUAGCUAACUCAUGAUUCUGCUUUGAAAUGUAAAUAUUUAUAAUUAAGUCACACAUAUUUUUUUAUUACCCUAGAGGACUCAAGUGUUUUUCACCAAGAGGUUUUCAGGAUUCCCCUAACCUUUGUGCAGUCUUUUCUGGUUCCCCAAAGUGUAUUUUUCUCUGACUUGAGGGCUGUGCCAUAAUACAAAUGGAAAUGUUACCUUUGAUUUUCUUACAGAGAAGUUUAAAACAGGGUUUUUAAAAAUGGAAUAACCCUCCCGAUAAGUUGUAAGUAAUUGAGCAUUAAUGUUUCUUUUCUAUAAAUUCUUAUCUCCUGAAAUAUUUUAUUCAUGAAAAUAAAGUAAGCAGAAACUCCAUCCAUUUUGCCAGGAUUUUUUUGUGUGUGCUGAGAUUGCCGAUCAUGGUUAUUAAACACAAAGUGUUUUUACAGAAAAAAAUAAUGAUUUUUAGUAUAAAAAUAUAAAAAUAUUAAAUGCCCCACCACAUUUACUUGGAAGCCCAUUUUUGGCUGCUUAGUCCGCAUGGAGUGGGCACAGUGAUUGUUUACUAUUUCUUUUUGUGAAAUUUCCUGUACAGCCUUUUGUAGGAGUACUACAGGUUAAUAUGAGUUGAGGAAGACAAUCUUUCUCCAACAGUACUGCAUACCUUUUAUUAUAUUACAAACCUAAGUGUUUUAUAUCCUGGACUUAAGCAACAAACAACCUAGGAUUAUAGUAUUACAUGCCAUAAAAAUUAUGCUUUACUGGUCCCGUGUUUUGUGCAAUUAUAAAGAGAUGGCUUUCUAUUAAGUAUAACUGUAUAUAUAAUUAAGAAUCAUAUUUUCCACAACUAAAAUGUGCAUUAUUUUUUUCAAAGUUUUAUCAUUGCUAUUUAUUUUUACUUUUGUUUCUGAACAUUGAAUACAUGUUCCUUUUGUAUGCUUAAUUACAUGUUUGUCAUGUACAAUAUUAAAUUUUUACUGUACAUUAACUUCUAGAAAAAGCAAAUAAAUUUUUAUUUGCUUGAUAAAGUAAUUGAAAGUGUAUUUUUGGUAUGAAGCUGGUUUUCUGUCACAGUUGUAUCUGCUCAAAUUUUAAAAUAUCUUGUAAUAAAAUAAAAAUAUAUAUGAUGGCUCACACUUCAGAUACUACUUGUAAGGAGUUCUGUAUUCAGGUUAUAUUUUGAAAAGUAAGAUUGUGUCUGUUAAGACCCUCAAGUUGAGCUCAUUUUACUGUAUUUAUUAGAAGUUACAUUUAGAAGAUAUAAUUUCUAAAAAUUUAGAAGUUAUAUUUACUUCCAUUAAGGCUCUAAGACUGGGCUCACCUUGAGAGCGUGUGCGUGCAUUUUCCACUCAAAAAGAGACUGUGUAAGUCAUCUAAAGAAACCUUGCCUAAAUGGUAGCAGCUGUGUAUAGCAUGUCUAAGUCUGUGAGUAUUUAUGUAGCACUUAUUUCUGGAAUUUGCUAUUUUUCCCUUCCUUUUGGUCAGCUAUAUUCUUGCAAAAAUACAUAUUUUAUAUGGCUGUUAACUGGCUUAAUGGCAAAGUUAAUCAUAGAUUUAGAGAAACUUGCUUGCUAAAUCGAUUCUUUGGAAUUACUUAGCUAAUAUUCACUCUUUAAGAAAACAUUGCCAAGAUAUGACUUUGUGGCUAGCAAAUUUAACAGAAGAAUGUACAUGGGCUUUAUGUCAUCUGUUGAGGUAGCGAUACCUGUCUUUUUUUGUUAAGUUAAAUUUGUUCAAAGGCUAGUGUGGGGGAGGAUAGUGUGGCUUAAACUAAUUAUUUAAAACUUAAAAGCAGUGUGAGGACGUAAACCAGAAUAGUCCACAGUCCCUACAAACAGGACCUCAGCUAAGACCACAAAAUCAGUGAAAGCUAAUUUU